GCCACAGGUCAAAGAACCGUACACGUACCUGUCCAUGCCAUUUUAGAAUUCAGAAGCUCCCACCGAUACUCGCAUUCGUUCGAUCACUUCAAAGUUCGAACUCACAAAAGCAAGAGUCUCUCUCUGUCUCUGUGUGUGAGAGAGAGAGAUCAGAGAUGUGCACGUUAGAGAAAAGAGGCAGGAUUUUCAUCCUAACGAUAACAGGUUCCGAUGAACACAGGCUAAACCCAACGCUCAUCGACGCAAUCCAAUCGGCUCUACACCGAGUCCGAGCCGAGUCAGCCUCCUCUUCAGCUCUGAUCACCACCGCCCAAGGCAAGUUCUUCUCCAACGGCUACGAUCUCGCCUGGGCCGGCACCUCAAAAACUCGAAAGGAACUCAUGAACUCCAAGCUACAAUCCCUCGUAACCGACCUCAUCUCUCUCCCAAUCCCCACCAUCGCCGCCGUCUCCGGCCACGCCUCCGCCGCCGGCUUCAUCCUCGCCCUCAGCCACGACUACAUCCUCAUGCGAAGCGACCGAGGCUUUCUCUACAUGAGCGAGCUCGAUAUCAAGCUCGUGAUCCCGCCUUGGUUCAUAGCUCUCUUCGAGUGCAAGAUCGGCUCGCCUAAGGCUCGGCGCGCCGUCAUUUUGACGGCGGCUAAGAUUACGGCUAAGCAAGCCGUCGAAUUGGGGAUCAUCGACUCGGCUCACGAUAGCGCUGACGAGACCGUUGACUCUGCUGUGAGAUUGGGCGAAGAGUUAGCGAAAAGGGGAUGGGAUGGACACGUGUACGGUCAGAAUCGCAUGCGAUUGUUCGCUAAAGCCUUGGAUCAGAUUGCUCUUGACACCACCGAGAGUACUCAGACUCAGACUCGAUCGCGGAUGUAAGCAAAACGCGUGUCGUUCUGGUUGUCGGUUAUAAAACGGUAGUAGCUGUGUUGUCGUUCUGUGGUGCAUGUAUAAUUUAACGACAAGUACUUGAUAAAAAAAAAAAAGCCAUUGAUAACGACGUAUCAAGAGGUUGUGUAAUAAAUUCCAGAUUUUUAGUUCAAUUAAGAUUAAAAUUCAAUGGCUUUUGGACCUUUUUGACAAAUGCAUGUACGUUGUUUGAAAACGAAAUUACUUGCUUUUAUUUUUCCAAUAA
Molecule: messenger RNA, 1125 nt
Organism: Quercus lobata
Lineage: Eukaryota; Viridiplantae; Streptophyta; Magnoliopsida; Fagales; Fagaceae
Product: enoyl-CoA delta isomerase 1, peroxisomal-like
Exons: 1
Coding region: 156-869 (237 amino acids)
Biological process (GO): fatty acid beta-oxidation
Cellular component (GO): peroxisome
Molecular function (GO): delta(3)-delta(2)-enoyl-CoA isomerase activity
Source: RefSeq, a predicted model, not a curated record